Molecule: messenger RNA, 861 nt
Organism: Plenodomus lingam JN3
Lineage: Eukaryota; Fungi; Ascomycota; Dothideomycetes; Pleosporales; Leptosphaeriaceae
Source: RefSeq, a predicted model, not a curated record
AUGGGUAGCUUCGAUCAGAGCAAGGCAUACGCUGCCCAGGAACAAGAAGGCACGUUCUUCGAUGACGGCCGAGAAAUCGACCUCCUGCAUUUUGUGUACGGUCAUGCGGACAUCGACAAUAUACGAGGCUCGCCUGAAAAAGUACUGGCUGCCAUUGAUGAGUUUGGGCGGACGAAGAAGUACCUCAUGAAUGUAGGAGAGGACAAGGGCCGGAUCGUGACAGAUUUGAUCGCGGAAGUCAGGCCAAAUACAAUGGCAAGUCAUAGAGUCGAACUCGGCGGUUACGUUGGGUAUUCGUGUAUCCUAUUUGGCAAUGCAGUACGGAAAGCUGGAGGCGAGAGAUACUUUAGUCUGGAGCGUGAUCCAGCUUUCGCGGCAGUCAUCAUGUCUCUUGUUGAUCUUGCCGGUCUUUCAGACGUCGUGAAAGUCAUCAUAGGCUCCAGCGAUACAUCAAUCGCGCGGCUGACAUCUUCCGGCCAGUUGAAACAUGUUGAUCUCAUGUUCCUGGACCACUACAAGCCUGCGUACACAACUGACCUGAAGCUCUGCGAAGAGCUCGGCUUGAUCACAAAGGGCUCCGUCCUGGCAGCGGACAACGUCAUCAAGCCUGGAAACCCACCCUACCUCAAAUAUGUACGGUCUAGUGUUGAGGAGAAGGUCAAAGAGGCUGGACAAGGGAGCGCCACCAAACUUGAUGGCAUUGCUGAGACAAACGUCAAGAUGUACGAGCAAAGAUAUGGCAAAGCCAAAUUCAGCGAUAGCAAGGGCAACCCGAAUCUCAGGUAUGACAGCAAGCUCGUCAAUAGCUACGAGCCGACUGGUGAACCUGAUGGUAUUGAGAUUACACGAUGCAUCGGAUAG